Aspergillus costaricaensis CBS 115574 is the source of this 1023-nucleotide messenger RNA. RefSeq lists its product as uncharacterized. Lineage: Eukaryota; Fungi; Ascomycota; Eurotiomycetes; Eurotiales; Aspergillaceae. The transcript has 3 exons. The record is from RefSeq and is a predicted model, not a curated record. The coding region runs from base 1 to 1023 and encodes 340 amino acids.
AUGUCCUCUGGAUCCACAUUCCGCAACCACUGUGUACAGAUUGCCUCGCUUCUCCGGGCACAGAUUUCAGAAUCGACUCCUACCACCAUCUACAAUGCCUUACAAGAGCUCCAAAGCAAUCGAGACAAACUUGCCGCGGCUACCGGAACGGCUGGAAGUGAUCUCUCCCUGUCUGACAUCAUCAAACAAGCCGUUUCCGACUUGAACGAACGGAAUAGCUUGAUAUCAGAGAAUCAGCGGUUGAAGGACGAGUGCAUUACCCUUCGCACAUUAUGCCGUGGUUUACAGGAGACCAACGGGGACCUUGAAGGUGAUGUCAAUCGACUACAGCGUGAGCAUACCACGGUGAACGACAAUCUUGCGGGAGCGUUGGGUCUAGGGGAAUCUAGACCUGAGUUUUUGCUGCCCAUCAAAUCUAUUACCGAUGAGCUACAAAGCUGGAAGAUUCACGCGAAAGAAACAGCAAAACGCGCAGAGCAAAAGCAGAAGGAGGCCGAGAAACAAAUCGCCAAAGCACGAGAAGAUAAGGGCUUGGCCAAGAAAGCUCAAAACUUCUAUGAUAAACUGAAAGUAGCAGUUUCACUGAAGGGCGAAUUCGACCUUAUCUGGAAAGACAUCCGGAAGCACUGCGAUCGAUAUAUCGGCUACAAGGGUAUGGAUGGAUCCAACAAGCAGAUGGCUAUACAUGCUAUCUGGGAAUAUCUCUGCAGGAACGCUUGGCGCGACGACAAACCACUGAGACAUAGCAACAGCAGUACUCGGGGUAGAUUCUUCGGGAAGAAAAGCAACCCUUUGGAAAGUCUCUUUCCUAAGGAUUAUAUGUACAAAGGAAGGCCAAUGUCCGAAGCUCUGGACGAAUUGGUCGAUUGGGCCCAGGAUCUGCAAACUGAAUUGGAGAGCUAUGGGUUUCGAGCUCACAUUGAUCCAGUGGGACAGCUUGACGAAGGUUUGCCACUGUCUAUAGACUCCGGAGUCAUGAUUUGUGUGAAGCAUAGGAAGGAUGGAUGCCUUGGGUUUUGGUAA